AUGCCGUAAGAUUCAUACAUAAAAUUUAUAUUUAUAAAGUUUAUAUAUUUUAAAGUUUUCUUAUUACAAUUUUAUUAUUCUUCAAAACUAUUUAUUUAAAAUUGAAGCUGACUCGAAUACAUUUGAAUAAGACUUUCGUAAGAUGGAGAAAGCGUCGUAAAGUUGCCAAAAAGGUCCUGACCUAUUUCGCAACAUUCUUUCUUUUUUGACCAUUUCAAGAUAAAGGAGUCUGACUUUUUCUUUUGAGAUUCUUAGAUAAUUACUUUUUUUUCAUUUUUCGGGAUACUCGAUCAAAAAUCAUAUGUAUUAUUUUGUAUUUCUUCAAGCCAUCACUUGUAAAUACGACAGAAAUUUCCUGCUUUGAAUAAGUUUCAUCAAAAAAAGAACACUAAUCAGCCUGAUUCCUUACUUUUCUACCUCCUGGAAAAGAAACCCAUUUUUUAAUCGUUUUCGAAUCCAUUACAUGUGAAUUAUUAUAUAAUUGAACAAAAAUCGAAGGUUCGAAAUUGCGUCGCCACUGAAAAGAAGUACGCCGUCGCCGGAGGUGCCCGCGAAGCAGCCGCAAAAUCUUUUUCUGGUUAUGGCAAGCUUCCUCGACUUUCUCCAAGUCAACAAGCACAAGGUAAAGAGGAAAAGGGACAAGAAAUGAGGGAUACUUUCAGACCUUCCGACCGAAGAAAAAGUUCCCCCAGGGAACGUUGCGGUACAAUCUGCACAAACAGGCCGAAGCGACGCUCCAUUCGGGUCUCGACUUGAAAGCCGCCGUCAAACUGCCCAACAAUGAGAAUUUCGACGAUUGGCUCGCAGUUCAUAGUAAUUUCAUUUUUUUUGGGGAAUUCUUCUCAAACUCAUCAUUAUUGAUUCUCUUCAGAACAGUGAAAAAUUCAUUUUUAUAGUUGAAGAGAGUAAUUUCAUUAGAAAUUUUGUUAAAAAAUCCCUUAUUCUAGAUGUUUUCGUACAAGGAACGACUACAUAACUUUCAGGUUUAUGAAGAAAAAAUUUUAAAACAGGAAACUUGUUUUCUGGAAGUUUUUAACAAAAUUUUUUUAUUGAAAAUGUGUACAAAAAGGUGAUUUUUUUUUCCAGCCGUUGACUUUUUCAACCGAAUCAACUUGAUGUAUGGAACGAUUUCGGACGUUUGCACCACUUCUUCUUGUCCGACGAUGUCUGGGGGCUCUAGGUAACUUUUUGAGUGAUUUUUAGGGUUUUCCAUGAAAUUUAAUGGUUGUUUUGCUUGUUUGAUUUGCUUCAAGUCAACAGAUUCCGCGUGAAAAUGAUAAGAACCCUUUUCGGACUUUUCCUUUUUUUCAAUAUAACGGACUUUUGUAAUAUUUCUUAAAUCUUCUAUCAAUUGAUGAAGUUUUUCACUAUUUUCCCUGUUUUUUCUUCUUAUCUACACAUUUUUGUUGGUUUGUUUACUUUUGCUAUCUUUACUAUCAGGCCUUCGAUUUGAUAUGCAACUUUGAAUUUCCCGCAUUCUUCGAAAGAUUCGAACUUUUUAAUUUUUUAGAUACGAAUACUUAUGGCAGGACGGCGCCGAGUACAAAAAACCCACACGUUUAUCCGCACCCCAGUACAUGCAGGUACCCUUUUUAGGCUUUUUUUCAGACUGAAAAAUGUUAAUUAGAAAGAUUGCUUCAAGUAUGGAAGUUAUUUUUGAAUUGUAGAAAAGUUGGUGAUUUACAAUAUUUAUUGGUUGUUUUAGUCAGAUGGUAUCGACUAUUUCGAAAUUAAAUAAAGUUAUAAUGAAAAAAAAGAAAGUUGACGGCAACUUUUUAAAAAGCAUUUAUAAAAUUCUUCCCAACCAGUUAUGAUCUUUUAACCAAUAAAAAUCAUUAUUUGGUAAAAAUUUGCUUUUUCGAGGUCGAUUCGGAAAUUUUUCCAUGUACUAGGAAAUUUUUCAAGCGUUUUUUUCUCACGAAAAAUCAAAAAAAUAUUGAAUUUUACAAACCGGCCAAACAAAAUCAAGAACUUGUUUAAAAUUUUUGAAGAUUUUUUUGAAAUUUCAUUUUUUUAUCAAAAUAGUUUUUUUCCAGUUGCUGA
Molecule: messenger RNA, 2043 nt
Organism: Caenorhabditis auriculariae
Lineage: Eukaryota; Metazoa; Nematoda; Chromadorea; Rhabditida; Rhabditidae
Source: the annotation of a GenBank genome assembly